AUGCGGAGGCCCUUGGGCAUCAGCUUGCCCUGGCCCCCCGGUGGGAUAGCUGGAGUUUCCACAGAUCAUUUCCAGUUCAGGGACCAAUGGGACUUCUCUUUUGACCUGACCUCCAUCUCCAGCAGCUCUGAUGUGAGGCUGGCAGAACUCCAGGUUCGCCUGAUGUCCUUCUCCCAGUCGAGGAAUGUCACUAUGAACAUCUACCACAGCCACGACCGCACGUGUCAUGGGAACCAGACCUGCACAGACAAGUUCUUCCUCGGCUCUUUUGUUAGCACCAACUCUUCCUCAAGCCAUUCCUCCUGGAAAGUCUUCAACAUCACCCGCAUGCUCCGCUUCUGGCUCCACCAGGGGGUGUCAUUUGGCAAGGAUGCUCCAGAUGAUCAGCAGCAGGUCUGGGAAGAGGAAAACCUAUCUGAAGAUAAUGGUGGGACAGCAGUCAGUGGGUUCCAGAACAAAUGUGGGCACAAUGAAUCCAGACAGGCCCACGUCUUGACCAGUAGCAUGACUGAUAGAGUCCUACUGGUUGUCUUUUCCAAAGAUAAGGAACUGGUGGAGCCCUCUCAGGGCCCAAGUCUCAUCAGGACAGUGGAAAUGUCCAAGCACAUCAUGUUGGACAACACAUCCAAGGAGGCUGGGGCCCAUCGGCACCGGCGGAACAGGAAGCAAAAGCAACGGAUUAAAUUGAGUAACAUAUUCACCCCCAGCUUUGGGAAAGAUGGUAGAUCUCUAUGCAGGAGGGUAGAUAUGAUUGUGGAUUUUGAGCAGACUGGUUUUGGAAGUUGGAUUGUGCACCCCAAGAAGUACAAUGCAUACCGCUGUGAGGGGGAGUGCCCAUCACCUGUCAAUGAGACCUUCAAGCCAACAAAUCAUGCAUAUAUUCAGAGCUUGUUGAAGUUAUACCAACCCAACCGGGUGCCUUGCCCAUCUUGUGCCCCAGUCAAAAUGAGCCCGCUGUCCAUGCUAUACUAUGAGAAAGGAAAAGUGAAGGUCUGUCACCAUGAGGACAUGAUCAUUGAGGAAUGCGGCUGCAACUGA
This is a messenger RNA of Rhineura floridana, 1038 nucleotides long. Its product is annotated as nodal homolog 2-A-like. The record is from RefSeq and is a predicted model, not a curated record. Gene Ontology annotation, biological process: BMP signaling pathway; SMAD protein signal transduction. Gene Ontology annotation, molecular function: type I activin receptor binding; growth factor activity; cytokine activity. The transcript is spliced from 2 exons. NCBI's taxonomy places the organism in Eukaryota, Metazoa, Chordata, Lepidosauria, Squamata, Rhineuridae. The coding region runs from base 1 to 1038 and encodes 345 amino acids. Gene Ontology annotation, cellular component: extracellular region.